GCUCCCCCAUCACUCACUCGGGUACAGAGCGCAGCGGGCCGCGUGACUCUCGCGUCGUCGCAUCGCGCGCGCUGCACACCACCGUCAGCGCGACCACUGCCGCCAAUGGCGACCGCCUCGCCGCCGCUCGCCACCCCCUUCCGCCCGCUCGCCGUCGCCGGAGGUAGCGGCGGACUCGUCGUGGGCGCCAGGGCCGUGGUACCGCCGAGGCGGGGGCGGCGGGGGUUCGUGGUGCGGAGCGUGGCGAGCGAUCGGGAGGUGCGGGGGCCCGCCCCGACCGAGGAAGAGCUUUCAGCCGUGCUAACUUCCAUUGAUUCAUCCGCCAUCGCAUCAAACAUCCAGCACCAUGCAGACUUCACACCGUUAUUCUCGCCAGAGCACUCUUCACCCCUAAAGGCUUACCAUGCAACUGCCAAAAGUGUUUUUGAUUCUCUGAUAUUGAAUUGGAAUGCAACAUAUGACUAUUACAACAAAGUGAAUGCAAAGCAAGCUUAUUACCUAUCCAUGGAAUUUUUGCAGGGAAGAGCUCUUACAAAUGCUAUUGGCAACCUAGAGCUAACAGGACAAUAUGCAGAAGCGUUAAAACAACUUGGACAGAACCUAGAGGAUGUUGCUAGUCAGGAACCGGAUCCUGCCCUUGGCAAUGGUGGACUAGGCCGUCUAGCGUCCUGUUUUCUGGAUUCUAUGGCAACCCUAAAUUAUCCAGCAUGGGGAUAUGGACUUCGGUACAGAUAUGGCCUCUUUAAGCAAAUCAUAACAAAGGAUGGUCAGGAGGAGGUAGCUGAGAAUUGGCUAGAGAUGGGAAAUCCAUGGGAGAUUGUAAGAAAUGAUGUCUCUUAUCCUGUGAAAUUCUAUGGCAAAGUGGUUGAAGGCACUGAUGGGAGAAAACACUGGAUUGGAGGAGAGAAUAUCAAGGCUGUGGCACAUGAUGUUCCUAUUCCUGGCUACAAGACUAAAACUACUAAUAAUCUUCGUCUUUGGUCAACAACAGUACCAUCACAAAACUUUGAUUUGGGAGCUUUUAAUGCUGGGGAUCAUGUCAAGGCCAACGAAGCACAUCUAAAUGCUGAAAAGAUAUGCCACGUAUUGUAUCCAGGGGACGAAUCAUCAGAGGGGAAAAUUCUUCGCCUGAAACAACAAUAUACACUAUGCUCGGCCUCCCUGCAGGACAUUAUUUCUCGUUUUGAGUCGAGGGCUGGUGAUUCUCUCAACUGGGAGGACUUCCCCUCUAAAGUUGCAGUUCAGAUGAAUGACACCCAUCCAACACUGUGCAUUCCCGAGUUAAUGAGAAUACUGAUGGAUGUUAAGGGAUUGAGCUGGAAUGAGUCUUGGAGUAUCACGGAAAGAACCGUUGCAUACACUAACCACACAGUACUUCCUGAAGCUCUGGAGAAGUGGAGCUUGGACAUUAUGCAGAAACUUCUACCUCGACAUGUUGAGAUUAUAGAAAGAAUAGAUGAGGAGCUGAUGAACACCAUCGUCUCAAAAUAUGGAACGGCAGAUAUUUCACUGUUAAAACAGAAGCUUAAAGAUAUGAGGAUCUUAGACAACGUUGAUCUUCCAGCCUCUGUUGCUAAACUGUUUAUUAAACCAAAAGAGAAAAAGGGGAAGUUGCUUGUUGAAUCUUUGGAGUCUAUUGCUGAAGCUGACGAGAAAACUGAGUCAGAAGAGGAGGAAAACAUUCUAUCCGAGACAACAGAGAAAAAGGGCGAAUCUGACUCUGAAGAAGCUCCUGAUGCAGAAAAGGAGGAUCCUGAGUAUGAGUUAGAUCCAUUUACAAAAUACGAUCCUCAGUUACCUAGAGUUGUUCGAAUGGCGAACCUCUGCGUUGUUGGUGGACAUUCAGUUAAUGGUGUGGCUGAGAUUCACAGUGAAAUUGUUAAGCAAGAUGUGUUCAAUAGCUUUUAUGAGAUGUGGCCUACUAAGUUCCAAAACAAAACAAAUGGAGUGACCCCCAGGCGUUGGAUCCGGUUUUGUAAUCCUGAAUUAAGUACAAUAAUUUCAAAAUGGAUAGGCUCUGAUGACUGGAUUCUGAACACUGAUAAACUUGCAGGACUGAAGAAGUUUGCUGAUGAUGAGGAUCUGCAAUCAGAAUGGCGUACUGCUAAAAGGAAUAACAAGAUGAAGGUAGUUUCGCUGAUAAGAGACAAGACUGGAUAUGUUGUCAGCCCAGAUGCAAUGUUUGAUGUGCAGGUGAAAAGAAUACAUGAAUAUAAGCGGCAGCUUCUAAAUAUCCUUGGUAUCGUUUACCGCUACAAGAAGAUGAAAGAAAUGAGUGCAAAAGAUAGAAUAAAGAGCUUUGUUCCAAGGGUAUGCAUAUUUGGCGGGAAAGCUUUUGCCACUUACGUACAGGCAAAGAGGAUUGUGAAGUUUAUCACAGAUGUCGCAGCUACUGUAAAUUAUGAUCCUGAUAUUGGAGAUCUACUGAAGGUUGUAUUUGUCCCAGAUUAUAAUGUUAGCGUUGCUGAGACGCUCAUUCCUGCCAGUGAAUUGUCCCAGCAUAUCAGUACCGCUGGAAUGGAAGCUAGUGGAACCAGCAACAUGAAGUUUGCAAUGAAUGGCUGUAUUCUUAUUGGAACUUUGGAUGGUGCGAAUGUGGAGAUCAGAGAAGAGGUUGGAGAGGAGAACUUUUUCCUCUUUGGUGCACAUGCACCUGAAAUCGCUGGUUUGAGGCAAGAGAGAGCUGAAGGGAAGUUUGUGCCUGACCCGAGAUUUGAAGAGGUUAAGGAAUACGUCCGCAGUGGCAUCUUUGGGACUGGCAACUAUGAUGAAUUGAUGGGUUCUUUGGAAGGAAAUGAAGGUUAUGGACGUGCAGAUUAUUUUCUUGUUGGCAAGGAUUUUCCCAGUUACAUUGAAUGCCAGGAAAAAGUUGAUGAAGCAUACCGAGAUCAGAAGCUAUGGACAAGAAUGUCUAUCCUCAACACAGCGGGUUCCCCCAAGUUCAGCAGUGACCGGACGAUCCACGAGUAUGCCAAGGACAUAUGGGGUAUCAGCCCCGUCAUCAUGCCCUGAAUAAUUCAAGCAGCUUCCAGGAACCUUGAGAGUCUAUGAGGCGCGAUUGGUCGCUGAUUUGCCUUGAUUCAGCGAGAAUGUAUUUCUCCCCCCAGUUUUGUAUAGGCAUAUGCAAGUUCUGACAUGGACCUGAGUGCUGAGAGCAUGCAGGGUAGUUCAUCCUUAGCAAUAUUGCAUGUCAGUUAGCCAGUAUUACCCAGGCUUAUGGUGUGUGUAUUUCGCUGAAUAAAGUUGGAGCAGAGUCAUCAAACAAACAUACUUUGGUGUAUCUGUAAUGAUAAAUAAAUGGUACAUGUGACUGAACAAAAA
Molecule: messenger RNA, 3321 nt
Organism: Triticum urartu
Lineage: Eukaryota; Viridiplantae; Streptophyta; Magnoliopsida; Poales; Poaceae
Product: Glycosyl transferase, family 35
Biological process (GO): glycogen catabolic process
Cellular component (GO): cytoplasm
Molecular function (GO): glycogen phosphorylase activity; pyridoxal phosphate binding
Source: RefSeq, a predicted model, not a curated record